Molecule: messenger RNA, 429 nt
Organism: Prorocentrum cordatum
Lineage: Eukaryota; Dinophyceae; Prorocentrales; Prorocentraceae
Source: the annotation of a GenBank genome assembly
AUGGGCCGCCAUCAGGACAUCGAGGAAGGCGAGCAGCUGGUGGCCGCCAGUGGAGUGAAAACAGCCCCGGUGGAGAUUGAGGUCGUUCUGGACGUCAGCGGGGCCGCCGUCAGCAAGACCAUCGAGCGGAUCAAAAUCAGGAAACUGAGCAGACGCAGAAGGCCCGCCAACGGAAGUCAUGGCGACAUGUUGCACCCCAAUGCCACCUACAUCAUUGUCGCCACCCAGCGGGGAGAUCAUCUGCUGAACUUGCUCUUCCUCACCGCAAAUGAUAUUAACAUGGACAUGGGCUCGUACCGCUCUGAGGCUCUAAAUCAUCCAGUUACAGCCCCCGCUCCGAUUAUGUAUGGUAUCAAUUUCCCCUUCAUGGGGCUGUACACACCCAUUGAGGCGCGCAUAGAGCAUGGACAUGGGCUCGUUCCGCUCUGA